CUGGACAGGAAUACACCAUGACAGGCCCCCAGUGAGCAUUCUAGUGUAUAAAUUAAACAGCAAUCCCGGAGCCCAAGCAGUCGUAGAAUACAAAUCAAGCACGGUCACUACAACAUCAUUCUUAGAUAUAUACAAAUCAUCAUCAACUCGAAACCAAAACAAGUGGUCUAACGGACAUUAUCAUGAUGAAGUUUAUUACUACCCUUGCAUUCUUUAUCCUUUCUUUUACUUCCUAUGCCUUCUCCAGAACAUCCCCAAGCGGCAACACCACAUGCCGCCACCUUCCAGGUCCUGUCAGUAAUGUAACGCAAGCCUUGCUGAAGGACAAUAGCGGUUUCGUCUCUGUCGGAGACGACGGCGUGGUCCGCUCUUUUGUUCCCAACGGAACCGUCAUCGACUACUACCAGCUAGACCCAGACCAAGUAAAGCAGUUUGCUGAGAAACAGUACUCCGCAUGGGCAGCACACGGAGAGGGAGACGUGCCGGCCAGUGUCUCUGAGUUAGCACGGCCGCCAUAUCCAGAUGGAUGUCUCGUGGUCAACGAAACGCAGCUUCUUUUCCCCUCCGUGAUCCCAGACACGGGAGACCAAUCGGUUUCCCCCUCGGCUACAUCAGCAGAUAAGCCAACACGCGCUCUUGGCUUGCUGAGUAGCAAUAACCCCACCUGUGUAGGAUGGAGUUGUCAGUCCUUGGCUGAUUGCCAACCUCACUGUCUAGCAUGUUAUUUUCAGCAUGGGCCGCCAAACGGAAUAUGUUUUGCAGAUUAAAUCUACGGAUAAGGAACUUGGAGGCUUAUCGCAAAGGCCGCAGGUAGCUGAAAAGGGGUAGUACAUGGACAAUUCAGGAUGAUGAGAGUGCAUUGGGAAGUCUGGCUUGAUAGGAGUGACGGGCGAACACACACACAUACACGUUCAUUUCUAUGGUUAGUACACGGGUAGCUCGUGCCAGUCUACAUACGAGUACAGAUUCAGUAGUAUUUUGUUUUUUUAAGGACCGCUCGCUAUGUUAUUUAGAUUGUUAUAUUAGCUUAUUUCAUC
Xylaria bambusicola is the source of this 1037-nucleotide messenger RNA. RefSeq lists its product as uncharacterized. The record is from RefSeq and is a predicted model, not a curated record. The coding region runs from base 183 to 767 and encodes 194 amino acids. Lineage: Eukaryota; Fungi; Ascomycota; Sordariomycetes; Xylariales; Xylariaceae. The transcript has 2 exons.